UUGGGGGUACCACACGUGCGCACAUCCUGGUUCAUCCUGGAAACCCUCGCCGCCACCCUCUUUGGGGAAAGACACCACUACCACCCAUGUGUCUCGUGUUGCGGCUGUUCCUUGCGGCGGCGCUCGUUCUUUGGCGUCGACGAUGAGGGGAUGGACGGAUCUGGUAUGGUGUUCCUGCUAGACGCCGUCGGCAGGUUAGUCCGCGCAGAUCUAUGAAAAAGCUUUUGGGAUUUCCUGGGCAAAGUUGCAUCACACGCAGGAGAACCCUAAUGAACUGGUGGCCUUUAUGCCGGUGAUUGCCGUGGUUUUUUCAUAUUCCCGCUGAGAGAGGAGUUCGCUGACAACCUUGAGCAGCUAGAUCUGGUUCCCCUCGUUUUCCUUUCAGACAACGUACUCGGUCUUGUUGUUCCUGCUGAUUGAAAUACUGGGUUUGGUGUCACUGAAAAGGUCAAAGAAGAUCGCACAGGUAGAGCGCGGGAAGGUGUGCGCCGUCGCGAUGAUGCAUCUCCAAUGAGUUUGGCUCAGUCGAUCGAUAGAGUCAAUCCAGAGGCCCCUGGCUGGACUAAAAGACGCAUGUACUCAUGGAAUUAUAUCAGCGAGAGGAGGUGCAUCAAAAAAUGGUGUAGGCGGAAGUUCCAGUGAACCAGAAGAUGAGGAAAGGAAAGAACGUGUAGACAGCUUAGCUGCAGUAGCACUUGCUGUAGUCGACCAAGCCAUAGACAAUCCAAAACUCUUCAAAGGUAUAUUCGAGCAAGUGAGGGGUCUCCUAUCAAGACUUGGAGUGGAAGGAUACAUCUGAUCACAUGGAGGUCAAGGACACGGGAGCAUCAACCCCACACGCACGGGAGAUGGUGAGGAUGGCAUCAUUUGGGAUGAGCUAGAGAACGAAAGCCAGGAAGCUGCACAAUGGAAGCUGAACAGCAAAACGGUUAUGUGUCGGUUAAUUGGCAUAUUGGAUACAGCUAUAGUAGUUGAUGAUGAAGAUGGCAACACGGUGAUUAACUACGGUAAAGCACAUGGUUCCAGUGCAGAAGCUGCAAGUGCAGAUGCAGAUAAUACAUCAAGGAGUGGAUGGGGUGACAAGUACCCUCCAUCGAUUGGGCUAUACAUACAGUCGUCUGAUCAUGACAUUUUCAAGUUCAAUGUGAACAUGAUGGAAUGUGGAGAGGACGUUCUCAAGAACACUUCCAUCCCAUAUUGGCGGUGGCAUCUGGUCAGGACCUGAAGGAUGAGCUCACUCUCGGUGGGGAGUUGACAUUGAAUUUGUGGAGGUGCAUCCAUCACAUGCUUAGUCAGAAGGAGAAGAUAAUCUACUGCGGGUGGCUUGAUAGGUUUAGGGGGAUUUUUGAUCCAUGUUUUGUUGCAAGUGCACAGCUUAAUUAUAAUUGUGUUUCUGUGCACCCGGUGGAUCAUAUGAAGCUAAUUUUUCUUGCAUUUCCAUUGCAGGAAGAGCUUUGCAGGGAUGCUGGUGAAACUAACUGGGAUUACAUUAGCACUAUGAUGCACCCUGAUGUGAUGGGAUGUAGAAUUGAUUGGGUGAAGAAGUUCAUGUUCCUGGUGAAUUUCAUGGAUUGUUGGUCAUUGUACAUUCUGGAUACGGAGAAGAAAAUUAUGAUAGUCCAUGAAAUGACUGAGACCGAUCCGGCGUGUGAGAUGAAAAUCAAACAUGAGGCUUUAGCCAAGAAGUUCCAACAUAGGUUCUGCACCUUAUUCAACGACAUGUUCGGUGCUGGCUUGGUUGAGACCCGUGGAUUGUCGUUUGUGUAUCCGUUGGUGGCUCAACAUGGGCAAUGCAGCAGUGGAGUGUAUAUCUUGCACUACUUCGUCGAGUUCAUCAGACUACCUACAAUCAACACUAACCCAGGCUCAGAUCGAGCACUUGCGCAAGAAGUUUGCCUACGAAAUAGUGACCAUGAAGGGAAACAAUGGGGAUAUUCCGGAGCUCUUAUACGACAUAAUCAUUGACUGAAGUGAAGGCGGUGGUACUCUGAGAGUGAGUGCAGUCAGGCAAGAUCUUUUGGUUGUGCUUGUGAUAAACCCUAGUUUGACACGAGUGAGUUGGCGUGCCAUUUUGCAUCACAAAAUCCCCAGCCAGAGUAAUGUUAUGUUGUACCUUGUAAGGAUUAAGUUUGCACUAUCUAUAUUUGAGGAACAAGCUUGGGAAAAGUUUUUUCAAACGGAGGAAGUACUUAAUUUGAUGUA
Triticum aestivum (bread wheat) is the source of this 2202-nucleotide messenger RNA. RefSeq lists its product as uncharacterized. The transcript has 8 exons. Bases 1159 to 1965 code for a protein of 268 amino acids. The record is from RefSeq and is a predicted model, not a curated record. Lineage: Eukaryota; Viridiplantae; Streptophyta; Magnoliopsida; Poales; Poaceae.